AUAAUACACUGAACCUGUGCUCUCUUUUUUUUUUUUUUUCUUUUCACCCCAUUACCCUUCCCAAUUUGUAGGGUUCAACAUCCCCCGUUUCUCUUUCUACCUUUUUUGUCUUUGUUUUGGCUAACUCGUACAAGGCAUGGAACAGGACAAGAAACAAAAAAAGAAUGCACGCAAAAGCUUUGCCGUGGCAACAAAUGCCAUCAAGAUGGUGUACCCGUCAUCGCGGCCGCCUUAUGAUCCUCAAUUGGAACAAAUGGUCUAUUCACAGUCAACAGUCGUGGAUACGAUCAUGAAGGAUUCGAGCGAUGAUUUGGGACGAUUCAUCACGUAUUUACGGCAACGUGUCGAAUUGGAGGAAGGAUAUCAGACUUCUUUGGAUAGAAUUCUCGGCUCAUUGCAGCAAGGCAAGCCAUCUUCGUCGUCGUCGUCGUCUUCAGCCUCAGGGGCUAAUGGUGCACCCUCAUCGCCACCACGCGAUCCAAAACAAACAACAACAUUGUAUCACGGUUUCAUGGCGCAUGUCGACACGAGUGUUCACCAACGACCAUUACGAAUACAAUACAUACAGGCCAUCAAGGGUCAGCUACAAGCCCUUGCUGAACUCAAGGUAAGAUUAUGUGCUACCUGGAAUUUUAUUAAUAUUAAACCGUUCAACUGGGAUUCAAAAAAGAAGCUUUUUUUAACUUGAUUAAUUCCAGGAACAACAUGAUCGUACAAGGCGGAUCCACCGGAAAAACAUGCGCCAUAUGAACACACAGUAUCUUCAAACUCGCAUGUACGAAUUACCAGCAGUAAG
Zychaea mexicana is the source of this 796-nucleotide messenger RNA. RefSeq lists its product as uncharacterized. The transcript has 3 exons. The record is from RefSeq and is a predicted model, not a curated record. NCBI's taxonomy places the organism in Eukaryota, Fungi, Mucoromycota, Mucoromycetes, Mucorales, Lichtheimiaceae. The coding region runs from base 137 to 688 and encodes 183 amino acids.